AUGGUUGUAGCUCCUUUACUACGCCUUCCUCAAUCAGGGGUGCGUUGUAUGGGCUUUUUUAGGCCACACUUCAACCCUGUGAAGAGCCACAUUUGUCCCCAGAGUCUACAGCUGAAUAUCCCAAAAGUGCAACGUUUCUCAACCUCAUAUUCAAAAUGGCAGGACGAGUCUUUUUUGGACCGAACACGCAAUAUCGGGAUCAUUGCCCAUAUUGAUGCUGGCAAGACCACAACCACCGAGCGCAUGCUGUUCUACAGCGGCUUCACUCGACGCAUUGGUGAUGUGGACGAGGGUUCAACUGUCACGGAUUUCCUGCCUGCGGAGCGUGCUCGUGGAAUCACGAUCCAAUCUGCUGCUAUUACCUUCCAUUGGCCUCCUGGGGAUGGCGCUGAAAGCCAAGCCGGGACUCAAGAUGCAUCCAUGCCUCGCUCAGCAAACUCGCAUACUAUUAAUCUCAUUGAUACGCCGGGGCAUGCAGACUUCACCUUUGAGGUCAUGCGGUCCCUGCGCAUCCUAGAUGGCGCUGUUUGUAUCUUGGACGGGGUUGCUGGCGUUGAGGCACAGACAGAGCAGGUCUGGAACCAGGCCAGCACAUAUAAAAUCCCUCGAGUGAUUUAUGUGAAUAAGCUGGAUCGGGAUGGUGCAGCAUUUGGUAGAACAGUGCGAGAAGUAAGCUCUCGUUUGUCUGUUUAUCCAGCAGUAUGUCAUAUUCCUUGGUUCCAAGGAGGAAAUGGGCCUUUUGUUGGUGUGGCAGACGCUAUCAAUCUUCAGGGAUUGCAGUGGAAAGAAGGCGGAGAUGGUCGCUCGGUAAAAAUGCUAAACCUAGAGCAAUUGGAUGCAGAAGAACCGGCUCUGGCAGAGGAGCUCCGACGGGCUCGCAUUGCUCUCAUUGAACUAUUGAGUGAGCAGGAUGAGAUCAUGGUGGAGAAGUUUUUUGAGUACGAGGACCAUUUGGCAGUGCCCUCAAUGGACAUAAUCGAUAGUCUCCGCCGCUGUGUGCUGGACCCCACAAGUCGAAUCGUGCCCCUCUUUGCAGGGGCCAGCUUCCGCAACAUGGGUGUGCAGCCCCUGCUUGAUGCUGUGGUCAAUCUUCUCCCCAGCCCUCCAGAGGCACCAGAUCCGGAAGUGAGCAUUGGAGGUGUUAAGGGAGGCCUACGACGACUGCUUUCAGGUGAUCUGAUCGUGGAGCAGAGCGAGCAAGCGCUCACUUCUUCCAAGGGCAAGAAAAAGAAGAAGAAUGCUCUUCUUAUGAAUCCCAAAGACGCCAUUUCUAAACUCCAAAGUUGUGCCUUGGCUUUCAAAAUGGUCAAUGACCCCAAGCGCGGUGUCUUGGUCUACGUCCGGGUAUAUUCUGGAUCCCUUGACCGCAACAGCUUGCUCUUCAACACAAACCUGCACCUCUCUGAACGUGCUCCUCGUCUCCUGAAGAUGUACGCCAACGAUGCGGUAGAGGUGGACUCCAUCCCUGCCGGUCACAUCGGUGUCGUGGUCGGCCUGAAGCACGCUCGAACCGGUGACACCCUGCUGUCAUAUGCAGGAAACAAACCUACGCCCCCUGAACCACUGACGACCCUUCAACUACGCCCAAUCGACGUACCUCCACCUGUCUUCUUUACUAGCGUGGAACCGCACAGUCUAAGCGAAGAAAAGCGAAUGCAAGAAUCCCUUUCGCUUCUGCUGCGAGAAGACCCCAGCUUGCAUGUCAGUGUAGACGAAGAGUCUGGCCAGACCCUGCUCAGCGGAAUGGGCGAAUUGCACCUUGAGAUCGCCCGUGAUCGCCUAAUCGAUGAUCUCAAGGCCAAGGCAUCCAUGGGCCGCAUUGAAAUCGGAUACCGAGAAUCCACUCUCGGCGCCUCGAGCCCCAUCACUAAGAUCUUUGAGAAAGAUAUUGCCGGCCGUAAAGGCAAAGCAGGCUGCACGGCAAUUGUGGAACCUUGCAAUGAAGAAAGUGUCUCCGAGGCCGCUGACGAAGAUACCAUCCUCGCCGAGACCAUCGAAGGAAACCAGAUUAUCAUCCGCGCCCCAGGGCUACAAAUAGAGACCGUCAGGAACGAAGAAGAGACCAGCCCAUUCCUUCCACCAGGCAUGGAUCUAAAUACUCUUCGUAUAGCGAUGCAGAACGGUGCUCUGGCAGCGCUUGCACGUGGUCCCCAGUUUACAUUCCCCAUGCACAACACACGAGUCACACUCAACCUUGACCCAGCGGAGCAUCUUUUCGGUGGCGACACCACCACAUCCGCACUCUCUGCUGCCGCUCGCCAGGCCACUUCUGCUGCUCUGCGAGACCUCCUGACUGGCGCCGGGACUGUCAUGAUGGAACCGGUCAUGAAUGUCAUUAUAAGCGUCGACGAGGCCAGCCUGGGCUCUGUUGUUCACGAUAUUUCCUCUUCACGGGGUGGGCACAUCCUUUCGCUGGACGAGGAUGUCUCGGCUUCCGCUACAGAUGAUUCUGACUCUCUUCCUCCUAUUGACCCGAAACGUGUGUAUGCCCCUGCCGAUCCAUUCGAGACAACUUCUGUUGGUAUUCAAGUACACGCGCCUACUUCAAGACAGCGCAAUAUUACUGCGAAGGUUCCCCUUAAGGAGAUGGUUGGGUAUUUGAAGCACCUCCGCAGUCUGACUGCUGGUCGUGGUACAUUUGUGAUGAGUGUUGACCGAUUUGAGAACAUGUCUUCUCAGAGACAAAAGGCUGUCUUGACCGAGCUGAGAGGUGGUUUCUAG
Molecule: messenger RNA, 2721 nt
Organism: Penicillium odoratum
Lineage: Eukaryota; Fungi; Ascomycota; Eurotiomycetes; Eurotiales; Aspergillaceae
Product: mitochondrial elongation factor MEF2
Exons: 1
Coding region: 1-2721 (906 amino acids)
Biological process (GO): ribosome disassembly; mitochondrial translation
Cellular component (GO): mitochondrion
Molecular function (GO): GTPase activity; GTP binding
Source: RefSeq, a predicted model, not a curated record